AUGCACGCAUGUUUAAGACAGUGCUACGGUGGCCGGCGGCCGGUCAAUAUUGCGCCGUCAGUUUCGGAGCUAGGAAAUUUUUUUGAGGUUUUUUCUUUUUUUCUUUUUCGCAACUUGCUGAGGACCUAUUUCUUGAGGUUACAAGAUCAAGUAGGUCACAAAAAGUGCAUACGCUUUCUUUUUAUUACCGAAAAACCUAUCCUGACUACCGUAAUCCGACCGUCCGCCUUAAACAGCUGUUUUUACAUGCGGAAUGACUAUUUAAUUUUUAUUUUGGAAUAAUUCGUGCUAGUGUCCGUAGCUGUGUUUGCGUCGGAGUGUUUGACACUAAGAAUAUAGUCUGUUCAGGUUUUGAAUGUCAACCAGAUAACUCCGCCCUUGCCGCCACAGUAUCUUUUCGCGUCGAUGUUUUUACGCGCGGGGACUAAUUUUGAUCUUUUUUGAUCUAAAAGAUAGAAAAAGAAGUCAAAAAUGCAGCCUUAUUAAAGGUUCAUCGUCAUCUGGAUAUAAAACAUUGACGCGAAGGAUAUUGUAGCCUUGGGGUGGAGUUAGCUGCUUGACAUUCAAAAUCUGAACAGAAUAUAACUGGCGAGAUAAACGCGAGCUCGGCUGCGGUACAUUGACUAACUCGCAAAAAUGUCGCUUUUUUCUAGGCGCGAUCUCGCAUUUCUCUGGGCGCGGCCUCGCAUUUUUCUUGGCGCGAGCUCGCAUUUCGGAAAUUUUCAAGUUGCGAGAGAAAUGCGAGCUCGCGCCUAGAAAAAUGCAAGCUCGCGCCCAGAAAAAUGCGAGACCGGCGCGGGAAAAAAAGCGAGAUGUUUGCGAGCUCGUCAAUGUACCGCCAGUGUCUCGCGUUUAUCUCGGCAGUUAUUCUUAGUGGACUUACUCAGGCGAUGGUACGACAAAAUCUCAAGUCCGCAAAUCUUGAGAACCGUAAUCUUGUGUACGCAGAUUUCACCUUAAGGUUUUGGUUUCCAAGAUUAUGGGACUUGGCCUUGGAGACCAAAACUUGGAAAGCAAAAAAAAAAAAACGCUUUUGCGAAUAGAUUUUAUCAGAAAUUGUAUUCGGUGUUCCAAAAAAGAGAAUAUAAGUAGAUGAAGUGCAAAUAAGACUAAAAAGGAGAUUUUUGCUUUCUAAGAUUUUGGUUUCCAAAAUUAUGGGACUUGAGAUCUGCGUAAACGAGAUUACGGUCCUCAAGAUUUGCGGACUUGAGAUUUUGUCGUGUCGUACCAUCACUCAGGCGGGAAAAUGGCAUAUCACUGCGCAUCUAAAAAAGGAAACGGCAGGCCAGCGCGCAUGUAUUAGUUUAGAGCACGGUAAACUCGGAGAGCCAGACUCAUGCGAUGGUCUGCCGUUACAUGAGCGUUGGUCUGCCUUUUUCUUUUAAAUUUGGCAUGCCAGCGCGCAUGUCCUCAAACAGUGUGCAGAGCGAGGAGAGUACGAGUCUGGUUUCUCCAAUUUUACCAUACUCUCUUAAACCGAUGCUGACAUGUCGUUUUCCCCCUGACAUGGGAGGUCAUUUUAGCGUAGGGUUCAGAAUUUUUUAUAAAUUCGCUCAAACAAUCUUUGAUGGACUGGGAAUCGAUCCCCCACAGUCGCUAUCUGCACAAACUUUUUGUUUCGGAGAUAUGAUUUUUCAAAGAUUUUAUCCUUAACCAUGUGACGCCGUUUGGAAGGAAUCUGGCCGCGUCACCAACCACUGCAUGGCAGCUAGAAGCGUGGUGCAGUGGCUAGCGCGUUAGCCUGCGGAGCCUAUUAUGCAGGUUCGAAUUCUUUUUGCCGCUAACUUUUUUUGCCAUUAUUUUUUUAAGAGUUCUGAUGAUAAUAUUAAAAUUUCAUGAGUAAAACCUUUCCAAAUAAGUUCGAUAGCUAUUUUUCUUUCUAAAAAUCGCUUUUUUUAUAGACAAAAAAAUUAUGAAAAAAAUUUCUGAAGUUGUGGCAGACUCUACAUCAUCAGAGAAUUUUUCCCCAAAAAAACAUUUUGCUCAAAAAGAUUUUUUUAGAUUCCUGAAAAUUUGAUCUGGAUUAGGAUAGAAACAGGGUUUUGAAAUUUUUUUCAAUAAAACUCGGAUGACAGGUAAGUUUUUCAUGUUCUGUAAAGAUGUUUCUUCAGAAGUAAGGCAGAAAUUGGCUAUUGAAAUAUUGAAAAAGCCACUGUUAUUUAUCACAACCAAGACAUGCGAAGAUCUUCGAUGAAGGUUCAGCGCUUUUCUGAAACAUUUUUCGCUGAUUUUCAAAAAAAUAGUCUCUGAUGAUGUGGAGUCUGCCACAACUUUAGAAAUUUUUUUCAUAAUUUUUUUGUCCAUCAAAAAAAGCGAUUUUAGAAAGAAAAAUAGCUAUCAAACUUAUUUGGAAAGAUUUUACUUAUGAAAUUUUAAUAUUCUCAUCAGAACUCUUUAAAAAAAAUAAUGGCAAAAAAAGUUAGCGGCAAAAGAAUUCGAACCUGCAUAAUAGGCUCCGCAGGCUAACGCGCUAGCCACUGCACCACGCUUCUAGCUGCCAUGCAGUGGUUGGUGACGCGGCCAGAUUCCUUCCAAACGGCGUCACAUGGUUAAGGAUAAAAUCUUUGAAAAAUCAUAUCUCCGAAACAAAAAGUUUGUGCAGAUAGCGACUGUGGGGGAUCGAUUCCCAGUCCAUCAAAGAUUGUUUGAGCGAUUUUAGAAAAAAUUCUGAACCCUACGCUAAAAUGACCUCCCAUGUGAGUUGUUUUCCCUUUUCUUUGUGUUUUAAUCAUGAAUCAACUACCUAUUUUAUAAAGUUUUUCAAGAAGAAAAAAUUUCGGAGAAGGAAUAGUCGCGACCGACGUCGGGAAACGUCGAAAGUUCCCUAACGAUUUAAAAAAAAUCGGAAAAGUCGAAAUAUCGCUGUUUUUCAUUUCAUUACAACAAUUGAGACGUUUAAUUGCCCGACUAGAAAUCUAAUGUGAAGAAAUGUUAACAAAACGGCACUUUUCUACAUGAAGCUCCUCGAAAAUACAAAAUUUCAUCGUAGACGGGCAUCUCCAUGACAGCGAUCGUUUUUGCAGUUCUCGCGAUAGGACACGUUCGUCGGACGCGCGCGAAAAAUCGAUUUCAGACCGAUCCGAAACUUUCAAUCAACGGUAUAUUCUUCUAUUUUUUAAUACAAUCGUAAAUUUUGCAUGGAAUGGGAUUUGUUCUAUAUAGUUUUGCUCUUCUUAUGAACCAUGCGCGGGAAAACGAAGUUCCAAAGGGAUCACUAAAGUUUCUGAGAUCUCUUGAGUGACCACUGCUAUAAAAAAACUAGUCAGCACGUAUUUUCUUGAGAAUUCUCGAAUAUUUGUGUAUUUUUUGACGAAUCGUGUUCAUUUUUUUUCAUGUUUUCCGAACAAUUUUUGUUUAAAAAAUGAAAAUUAUUCCAUAAAGGGCGCAGAAAGACUUAAUAGCACUUUUUUUGUACUUCAGAAACUUCCAGCUGAAUUUUAAAGGUGUUUUCUAUUUCCUGUUCGCACACGUCAUGAGAAGGCGAAAACUGCCACGUUGAAACUUCUCAUUUCUCGUUUUUCUUUUCAUAACACAAGGCUUUAACUCACGUCAUCAUUUCAUUUCCCUUUUAUUUAACAACUUUGUAGGAAGAACUUCACCGAUAGCUCGAAAAAAAGUUUACAAUUCGUUUCUUUUUUUAAAUAUUGUCUCUUGUGCAGAGCCAGUGGAAAAGCCACUGUUCAUUAUUCAUAAAUUUUUAUCAUAAGCUCUGAACUGACAAAAACUUUUUCGAAACAAAGUAGAAAAUUCAGUUUUGGAUACAACAGAAAAUAAAAAAAUGAUAACUAUUUUUUGCUUUUCACGAUAAAAUCCAGAGCUCCGCGAGGUACAGAGCCUACCGUGCCAGCUUGUCCUGAUUUUUUUUUCUGCCAAAAAGAACGUAUAUUAAAUUUGAUCAAAUUUGACCCCACCCCGCUUCAAGACCUUCGUUUUUUACUGAAUUUUCAGCAGUUAAGUUUGUAUCCACGGUAGCUUUUUCUCUGCUGUUUUAUUUGCUUUAAAGCCUCAAGGGCCUAAUUGCCUUCUUGUAGCUCGUUUCAUAAAUUAGAGACGUGACCUGGCGACAGCUCGCAGAGAUUUUACAUCGAUUGCUCCGUAACACUUUAUGAAAUCCCAUGAAAUACCGUCUUUUUUUUUAAAAGUCCUAUCAAAAGCUUUAUUCGUUUUUUUUUCUCAGAUCUAUUCAUAGUGCGGAAUAUCACGAAAAAAACGUUUAAAACUCAUUCUUUGAAAUUGAAAUCAAUCCUUUCUUUUUCAGUUAAUCAAAGCUCAACUUCAAAAUUGUUUCGUUUUUUAUUCCGGGUCUUUUUUUGCAAGAAAUAUAUUUUCAAUUUUAGGCAAAGAUGAUUGAUCCGUUGUCUUUGGGCGUCGCCCUAGCAAUACUUGCAGCAGGAGUUAUGGUUUUUGUGUAUUUCUUUUCUAACAAAGAAGAAGGAGACUUUGAGAAGGUUUUUUAAAAUUUUUUUUUGCGUCUUUUAGCUUUCAAUAUUUUAAUAAAAACUCGUAAUUCAGGCCUUUGAUGUGAAUGCGCGGAAGUUGUUUACUGACAACCAGAAAGAUAAACCUCGACAAAAAACAAAAAUGCCCAAGAAAAAGGUUUUUUUUUCAAACUUAAUUUUUGUUUCUCUGUACUAUACUAUCCGCACUGAUCACUCGGCGUAUCCUCAAAAAUAGCUAACGGAGUGAACUUUCAAACUCAAUCAGGAUUUACACGCGGUCAAUCAAUAAAUAGCAUGCAGAGACUAACUUUCUGCUAUUUCCGUACUCUUUGUGUGCACUCCGAUACUAUCCCUCUGCCCUCUAGAUUUGAGAGUGCUGACAAAGCUUUAGAAGUAUGCAGACGAAGUGCACUCCGAUAGCACUCUUACCGCGUAUCCUAUUUAAUGACUGACGAAGAGGAUACCUCGAUUGACCCUUGCGUAAGAAAUCUGCAGGAACUUUUUGAGUUUAACACGGAAAAUAGGAAUAUUUGCAUCGUGAUCAUCUUAAAAUUCUUCAUUUAACUGUUGACGUUCACGGAUACGGUCUCAGGUAACACGAGAGGCGAAGAACGAGUUAAUUUUGAAAGAAGAAGAAACGGGCCUCAACGAAGAAUCUGAUGGCGCCAUUUCCGGGGACAGCCACGAAGAGCCAGUUUUUGUCUCACAUCUCGCCGAAGUAUUUUUCUUUUUCUUUUUUUCUUUCAUUUAAACCUUAUAGGUUGCUGAAAACGCUACCACAGUUGUUCACGAGUCUGCCGAAGAAGGUUGUUUUCAAAAAAAUUAGAUUAUACUUUUUUAAAAUGUAAUUCCUAGAAAAGUUAAGGUUUGUUUUAUCGAAAUUUUCUCGCGGACUUGUUUCUGGAUUUGAAUGUUCCGUGCAAAAAAAUUUGGCUUGAUUUUCUCGGUUUUAAUGAGGUUUUUGUGGUUUCCAUUGCGUGUUUGUUGUAAACUAGUGUGAAAAACAUAAAUUUUUUUAAAAGUUGGUAGAAAUCAAUGUAAGAAGUAAUUUUUGAAGUUUUCUGAUACUACACUAGAAGCGCAAUGGACAGGCCAUGAUCUUUUCAAUACCGGCCAAAGGAUUUUUCAGAGAAUCCUGCUGAGUCAUCGCUGAAAAAAAAAAAAAUGAAAAAAAGCGUCAUUCGUUUUUCAGGAAUUUUCAAAGUUUCAUGUUUCUCAUCGAUUCAUUCAGCUGCUUCUGGUGCUCAAAAAAGCAAAAAGAACAAGAAGCCGCGCGGAAAGAGGGAGACCGAAGGUAGCUUGACGGCGAAUGUUGCUAGCAACGGCUCUGCCGAUGGAAAAGAAGUGAAAAUAGCUUUUUAAUUUUUUUAAUUUUUAAUUUUUCAAAUCAAAUAUCAGAAGUCUGAGAGUCCGCUGCCGUCCACUCCAACUCCAAAUUUGGAAAAAAUCACCGAGAAGAAGAAGCAGAAAAAAAAGCGUUGGUUUUUCUUUUUCGCUCACAGAAGCAUAACAUUUUUCUUUUAUAUUGUGUAAAUUUUUUUGUGAGUAAAAGAAAAUUUUUAUCGCUAGGGAGGUUGUUCAAGAUGAGCAAAAUUUUUUAUGCCUAGAUGUGAGAUUUAGUAUUCUUCUUGAUUAUUGUGACUCUUUCCCUUCCCUUGGAGAACGGAAAAGGUGAUUUUAGCAGUUUUCAUAACGUUAGUAGUUUAUUUUUGAAGUCCGUCACGACGACUAUUUUUUACUGAAAAGUAGAUUAUCGUAUAUAUCAAGCUUUAUAAAAAAAUCUCUCAUAGGAACACUUCUUGACGUGCCAGAAAAAAAUUCUUAAAGUCUGCCUUCAUUGUCAGUCCCAUGAAUUCGAUUCACAACGAAACAGUUUGAAGAUAACUUAAUAUUCCAUUGUUUUCAACAAUCUUUAAAACUAAGUAUGAUCCACUACCAGAAGGUCAAACAAAAUUUUUUUUUUUCAGCGAUAAAAAUCUCGGAACUGGACAGCAACAAGGUGUUGACACGGCUAGCGAAUGUCGACGACGUCGAGCCUGAAUACAUCAGUUUCUUGGCUUCGUAUUUUCAAGAGACCGGCGCUAACGUAUUCCCGCCUUCAGUAUUGAAUACGACUCCUUUUCUUAGGUAACCAACCUGCAGAAGGAGCUUAGUUCCGCAGUGGCCGCCCGAGAAGAUCAGCAACGUCGUCUCGAACUUCUCACUUCUGCCAAGGCCUCCGCCGACAAGCAAGCUUUUGAACAACAGUAUGUCGCUCUCAUUUCCUCUCUGAGAUGGAAACUUCGGCGAUAAAGAAAUCAGCAGUUUCUUUUCCUCAAUGUUUCUCAAUUUUUAUUUGUUACUUUGAAUUCAAUUCCAUGGUGUUUAGCGGAACCUUCAAGUUUUUUUUUUACAGAUAUUCAGUCAAGGCAUGGCAAAUUUUUGAUUGAUUCGAACUUCUCUUUCAUCGUUCUAUUAGAAAAAUCUAUUUCAGACGCCUCCUGAAAGACCUCAACAUUCAGCUUCAACAAGCGGCUCAGGCUGAGAAUUCUAUGCGAGCACAGCUUAGUUCUCUUAGUCAAGUAUAAUGAAAACCGAUUUUCUGCAAUGGUAACAUUAUUUUUAGUUGCAUUCUGAAAAUGGAUCUUUGAAAAAGUCACUCUCUAUCGUUUCUGCGGAACAAGAUGCCUCUAAAUCCGAAGUUGAACGUCUCCGACAGGUUGAUUUAAUUUUCGCUUUUUCUUCGAAGAUAUUUUGUUCAAAAAAUGAGUUCGCAAAAAAUUGUUCAAAUGCGAGCUGCGAGAAAAAUGUUGCGAAUGCGGAGUUAUAAAGGAGAAAUUUUUUGCUCAAUUUUCCAUGAACAUAAGAAGUUCCUGUUGGCGGUUCUGUAGAAAAUUUUAUAAAUAAUUAGAGGAUGUAUGGAGGUUAGCCGCAUUUUUUCGUUUUUUUUUGUUUUGUGCUGGACAAGGUUUGGUUACUUCAAGGAGUGUGAACCUGUAUCAAACGAAGUUUUGAUUUUUUUUUUUGCUUUUCAAUGCAUUUUUGUAUUUAAUGACAUAAGUUUUUGCAGGAGAAGGCCAACGUGGCCGCGAAGUUGGCGGCUCUGGAGGCCGAACUUGCUCUUCAGAGAAAAACGAACCAAUCACUUGUCGUGGAACUCAACCAGACGGCUUCCUUAAAGGUUUUUUUUUGAAUCAAAACGAUUCUUUCUUCUAUUUGAAUUCGGCGCUUAUACUAACUUCGGAAGAAAUGAGUACAAAUCAUAACUCUGCGAAUCAUGGAAGUUGUGAAUGAUCCGAUCUCCUUUCUUACAUCUUUGAUGUUGAAAGCAAUCAUUAAACUUCGCAAUUUUGAAGUACUGAUCAAAUUCAUUGUGUUUGUGAACCAAUUUGUGAGUCUUUGGCGAAUUAAUUUCAAAAAUAAAACUCCAGUAAUUCUCCAUUUUUCGAAGUAUGUCACGUAUACUCUUUUCUCUCAAUAUUCACGUAUACUCUUUUCUCUCAAUAUUGAGUUUUUAAACUAGAGUGAAGAGCAAAGAACAUUUUCAAAAUUUUGAAACUUUUGAAAUUUCUUAACGCCAAAAAGUCGAACUUUAAUGCUUCUUUUUCAUCUUCAUCCUCGAUCAAAAAAAGUUCGUUUCAAGGAGAACUUGGUGGAGCAGUCGCAGCUUCUGGCUCAGCUGGAGCAGUUCGAGGCGGCCGCGCAACUCGUCACCAGCGACCUCGAGAGGAAGGAUCUGCAGCUGAAGACUCUCGUUGCCGAGCAUCAGGAGCUCCUCAGCAACUUCUCGGCGGCUCAGGAACUCUGGCAACAGGUCAAACAGCCUCGGUUCCUCUUCUUUCCAAUUCCGAGAAGCAAUUUUCUCUCUAAUUUCUUGCCUAUUUCCAUAUUCACUUCUUUAAAAAGUUAGUUACGCGUUUAGAGGCGCUUUUAGAAAGUAUGUGGAAAUUACUACCCAGCCUGCGAACGCUAAACACUAUCAACCGUAUCUGAUCUGACUAUUUAUGGAAUUUUAGGUGGUAUAGUCUGUGUGCCACGACAUGAAAUUUCACCGAACGACAUUCCGAUGUUCCGCUGCGAGCGUUCGCGAAGCGUCUUUUGAAUCUAGGACACGCUUUCGAUUGAUGUUUAUUGCUGUGGGAGUACAUGAGAGUAGAGUACCUUAAUAAAAGUAAACAAAAAAUUUAAGAGCGCGACAAAGGUUCGCAAAGGCGCGCAGCGACACAGCGGAACGUCGUUUCGUGAGAUUCCAAGUCGUGGUAUAUACACAGGCUAUAUGAAAAAUAAUUUAGCGAAUUUUUAAAGGCCGACUUUUCUGUUUUUUUGGAUAUCGUUAGGGAACUUUCCGACGGGAAAGUUUCCGAUGAAUCGUUUUCCGACUUUUUUUCCAUUACAUUUUUCAGUUUAUUGAAAUUCUAUUCCCAUUUUUUCUCUUUUUAUUUUUUUUAAAUCAUGAAUUAACUACUUAUUUCAUAUAGAACGAUUAAAAACGAAGAGUUUAUCGAAAAAAAGUCGGAAUAGGAUUAGACAGAAAGUUCGCAGUCGACAAAUUCCCCAGAAUGAAUCGAAAAUGCGCCAUUCGAAAUUUCGUUGAUUUAUAUUUGAUAUAACCGUAUUGCAACGUGUGCAAAAGGUAUAUUUUCGCUUUUAAGUUUACUUCAAUUUUUCUGCAAUAUUUUUUUGCGAAAAUUUAAAACUUCCAUUCUCUGAAAAUAUGAAAGCUUCUCGAAAGUCCUUAUCAAAACGAUUCAAAAAUCGAAGUUCUUUUGCACAGAGGAGCUCAGAGAUCAAGGAUCAACUCUAUUUUCUCAAAUUUAUAGGACUCUUCGUUGUCUAUGUCUUAUGUUUGUAGUGCUUGGAAGUAUCAGAGAAGUCAUUCUUUCUAUUUUUUGUAAGUUUGAUUUUUCGUUGAAGCGGACUACUUCAAAAAAGAAAAAGGUCGAAAACAUGUUUUUAACUGCUCCAAGACAAGUCUUCAAGAUUUUCUCGGGUUCAAAGAAUUGCUCAAACUCGUUGGGUUCCUACAAACUGCAUGACUGGAUAACCGAACUACGAAAAUAGUCGAGACAAGCUAGCACUAGAGUUUCAUAAAUUCAUUUUCAGUUUUCUAAAUCAAAGCUCGUGAAGACACAUGAAUAGGCAUAAAACGUCGCUCCGCGUAUAAAUUAUAGUGUUGCAUUCUGUUGAUCCUAAUUAGAAAAAAUAGUAUCCGGGAGAAGCGCAAUGUAACUUUAAUUCACAGCCGUUAUAUGUUGCGCCACUUCCUGAGUGAAAUCGACGUUUGUUUUUUCGGCAAUCGUCAGAUAUUCUUCAAAGUAAAAGAAAAAAAGGAGGUUUUUUUCAGUCCAUGCAGUGCAUGCUAAUCGAUUUCUAGGGGUUGUGUGCGCCAUUGGGAAAAAUGACGAAAUCUUUUUCAUUACACUUUUUCUUUCCAUUAUUCCAGUUUAUCGUUUCUAUUUUUUCUCCUAUUUUUGGGUGAUUUUUAGUAGUAAUUUUGAACUAUUUAGAAGUUUCAUUAUUUCUAGUUUUUCUCUUUCGAACCUCAGCUAUUGAUAGGAAUACACACGCCCUUGGUGGAGUUGAAAUAAAAAAAAAGUCUAGGAGAACAAAAGGAUUUGGCUAACCUAAGGUACUUUAAAGUGAAAAAUCAUACUUAUUUAUUUUUUCGCACACUUUUAUGACAUGAAAGAUUUUUUUUGGAAUUUUGGUUUGAAACUCAGGCUCUUCAUUAAAUCAUUAGCGGAAGGCCCACUUACUUUGUAAAAACCUAAACGUUCGCUUACUCGAGCUGUGCAAAGAAAAGAGCGCUUGAUCGGUUUCGCGAGUUGUUAAUAUCGAACUGAGCAGGAUGUCGCACAGGAUUGCAAAAGUGUUUACUUUUCGGCACUUUGUGUUUUAUAUUGCAUUUGUAUGAUGCAUUCCUCAGAGCAGGUCUUGUGAUAAGCACCGCCUCUUUUUCUUCUCUCCUCCUAUCUUCUCAGUUUUUGUUUUAAUGAACAAAAACCUCUGCACUUGCACUUCGUUUCAACCUCUGUCUCUAGUCUCGGCAGGCCGUUUCAAAAGACUUCUGCAACCGGUUUUCUAUCUGCAAGUGAUUUCAGAAGGAGACGAGUCUCACGAUGAACUGCCACUCGCUGCAGACGCUCGUUGAGCAGCUGAAGGAAGAAGUGGCCAAGUUCGAAGUCUAGUAUGUUGUUUUCGAGGUCAUGUGUCGAUUCUCCUCUGAUUGCAGCAAGAAGGAGCAGCAGGAGCACCAGGAUCGUCUCAUCGCGAAAGAAAAUGAACUCGAGGAGAAGCGCCAAAAGCUUAGUCAGGCCGAAAUCAUCGUUUCCGGAGAGGACAGUGCCAAAGUGUUAGUGAUUUUUUGAACUUUCUAAAUUUUAAAGCUUUAAACUUCAAAAAGUCAUCAUCCUAUUUUAUUUUAAGAGGAGGAAUUAUGAAUAAUUUUUCUUAAUGAAUUCUCUAAAACUUAAUUUCUUAAUUUUUAUAAAAGAUUCAAACCAUCAGCUUUUCGCUUUCCUUUCAUGUUUUCAUGCGUUUUACUGCUAAUUAUUUCGUUUCAGCGCAGAACUGGAAGUGGCGAAUCGAGAGUUGCGAAAAACGAUCGAAGAACUGACGGCUCAGCUCGAGGAAUCGCGUCGAAAUGAGAAGGCAGGGUAAGAAACUGAAUUUCUACGUUUUGUGUUAUUGUGUGUGUGUGUGUGUGUGUGUGUGUGUUAGAAGCGAGAGGAUCCCGAGAAAGAAAGGAGACAGAACGGAGUGUUUUUUAGUGUUUGUCGUGUUGAACUCUGUGUUUAAUGAUGCCUCCGCUUUUUUUUUUUGCGUCGGUGCCGUCUUUAUCUUUGAGCGUCACUCUGCAGAGUGCGCAUGUUAUUGCUGUUGUUGGGUGAUUUUCGUCUGAAGCAAUCGAUCAACCGCCUGCCAUGUCUUGUCGGCUUCUGUACUCGACAACUCUUUUAGUUGCGACGAAGAGAAGGAGAACGAGCCUCGACAAUACAUUUUCACCUACGGCGACGAAGACGGACCGACGCCGAAGCAAAGCACGCAGUUCGCCUCGUCGCUCAACGGCUGGACCCCUCAAACCAUGAGCCUAGCCUCCGAUGGCCGUUACGUCAUCUCCUACGAUGCUCCCUCCGGCAGCCAUGAUCAGAUCUUGUUCAAAUUCAUUGUCGACGGCGUCUGGUUGACGAGUUCAAAGUAUCCUCAACGUUCCGACGACGGCGUUGUCAACAAUUUCAUCUUCCCCCAUUGAACUGGUCCAAUAGUGUUUAAUAGAAUUGUUACUUUUCUUUUUAUUUUUGGGAUUCUGAAAAUGAAGCUGCGGGAAUUGCACCGAAUUUGAAAUGAACGUUCAAAAAAGCACGUUUUUUCCUCAAUUUUUUAAUGAAAAGGACAAGAAAAUGAACUUGGGCCAAAGGCUUGAACAGAUAUGACAACUUCAAAAAGAAAAAAAAAAUUAAAGUUGGCUCAUUUUUCUUCAUUAUUUGAGUGUCUUGAAUUAGUUAGCUUAAUUUCAAAUUCCUUUUCACACGACUUAUCGCUUCAUUUUGUUUCAGUUUGUUUAAUAUUGGCUGUGAGACAAAAGACGAUAUUUUCAUUGCUCGGAAUGGCAUUAUGUUGUACUUUGUAAAUAUAAAUAUAUUCAAUCCUCUUGUCAAUGAGUAAAAACGGUGGUUGUGUGAUUCGAAAAUUUUGUUUUUUCAAGUCAAUUUUUACUUUCAAAAACCGGUCCUCUCGAACUAAGGUAUCCAGAAGGAAAAAAGGAAGAAGUGUUUGAACUCGUUUCUUGUUGUGGUGGUGGUCGAAAGCAGUGUCUGUGCUCUUUCAUUCUCUUUUCACUUUUGAGAGAUUUUCCUCGAGAUAAAUCACGUUCGCAUGUUUUCACUAACAAUUGAAUGAACAGAGGCCGUUUGCAUGUAUACGAUCGGAAAGUUGGCUCCCGAAUAGAAAUUCAUUGAUGUCAACCAUCAUUUUACGUUACUAGCGAGAAGGAGAGUUUCUAAAUAACGGGAAGAAUCCAAAUUUUGAAAGUGUAAACCCACUAACGGCAUCACGUUUAUACACUGUGACUGUUCAUACAUAAAGUCUCGGAAUCGCCCAGAUUAUAUAAAUCGAAUUUUUUUUUGCAGAGAGGAGGUUGUUCAAUUGGAGAAGUCGCACACGCUGAACUCUGCACCAAGUGCACAUGGAGAAGACACGGAACGCAUGCGAAAAGAAAUCACCCAGCUGCAGUCGAAAGUGGAGGUUUAAUCUGAGCAACUUUUGUAUGAACAGUUUUCUAAGUAGCUUUUUCUUUUCAGUUCGUAUGGAAAAUAAGUUCAAAAAGCUAUUCAGUUUAAAAUAAUUUUGGCAGGAACUUCGCGCUCGUAACUUCAAAAUCCUCGAGAACGUAGCUUCUCCCGAUAAGGAAGUGCCAAAAGAAUCGCCUUCGACCUCGGUUUGUCGUUUUGUUCCCUUCUAAGGCUAUUUUCAUAAUUGGAGGAAAGAAUUCUUGAUAACAGGAAAAAAAACAAGGUCUUUCCUCUAUUAGAUAUUUUUUCAGAUUUCAUUGUGAUACGAAGUUGGCUUUUUCAUAAUUCAAUAAUGAUCAUUUAAAAGCUCUUUAAUUUUAGAAAUUACAAAUCUCCAAGUUUUCAGAACAGUUUUGGUGACGACCGCCGAUUGCUCAUUGAAACUAUUGGAGAAAUCACGAAAAAACCAUUGGACAUCGACGUAAAUUCGAAGGUAUGGGCCGUGUCUUGAAGCCUGUGUAAAAGAUUUGCCCAGGAUCUUUCGAAAUGGCUCAGAGAAGUCUCUUCCUCUCUGAAUAACGCUCAAAACAUUCCAGCCAAGGUGAAGCUGCUUCCUCAACUAUUAAUCAAAAGCUCUUUUUUUUGAGAAAGCACGAAAAGGACCCACUGAAGAAGGAGGUGUCGAGGUUUAUCGUCAAGCGCUAGCCAAAUUGGUAUAAUGCGGUCUUUUGGGCUGUAAGCACAACGUUGGUGGUUUCAGACUUCAGAAUUGGUUCGGAUUGAAAAGUUGGCGUGCGCCCGUGAGGCCGAAUUCGAAAAGAGCAUUGCUGCUUUGCAGUCCAAGCUGGAGAAAGCGGUAAUUUUUUUAUCAAAAAAAUAAUAUAUUUAAAGUUGACUUUUUCAUCAAUGUCACGCACGGAUCUGUUCGGAAAAUUCAGAAAACCCUUCCUCAUGACUUUCGUAAGAAAAAAAAAAUCACCCUUUUUAUAUACCUUUUCCAAGAACAGCGACAAUUUUCAUCGAGAAAAACUACGCCUUUCAAUGAGCAAAGAUUGGAGACUUCUUUCUCUUUUUUUUUUUGAAAGGUAUCACGAAAAAAUGGGUAGUUUUAAUUGCAAAAAGUAGGCGCUAUGCGUGAAGCACUCCUAAACAGUCUUGGAAUAUUUCUAGCUUGCUUUAAAUGGAACUUCCCUGUGGAAUAACUUUCUGCGGCUUAAGUUUUUAAAACCUCUGGAAAUCGCAAAAGUUUUUUUUUGGAUUUGAUUAGUUCAAGAACUCUACUGUGAAUAUCAGAAAGAAAAAUGUAGAUACUCAUUUUCACUCUUGUUCUUGAACGAGUCUCACCAAUUUAACCCAUUGCAAGCCGCUGAAAUGCAUGCUAAUUGUUUCGAGUCUCACCAUCUGUCCGACAGUCUUUUACAAUGUAAUUUGUGUUUUUCACUGGGAUUUGUUGCUGCACAGGAUCGCGUAGCUUUGGUUUCGAAGCGAGUUUUCGUCGAGAUGAAGCAGUGCGUCGAUCUUCGAAAGGUUUUUUUUUGUCCUUUUGUGCGAGUCUUUGUCCGGAAUGCUUUACUUACUCUUUUUUUCCUAUAAACCUAUCUCAUCUGAAGUCUUAUGUUGAUUUUUGUUUACAUGGGGGUUUUCGGAGCUAUGAGAUUGUGCUAAAAUAGCUUAUAUGUACUGUUCUAGAGAAAGUUUUUUGUUGAUAUUUGAAGUUUUGUGCCAUCCUCCACCGUGAGAUACCACCAGAUACUAAACCUUCUCAUUCUUUUCAAACGGUGUUAAUUUGAUUGAGAGCAUACAAAUGAUAGUAACGGCAUUCGGCCACUCUCAAUUACGUCAAAAGUUUUGAAAUGGAGCGAGCAAGUUAUUUGGCCCAAGCUAUUUUUAUAGUGCUGUAGGAAAGACUUCCGAUUUCCAACUAUUCUUUUCUUGAUACCUUUUCGACGUAUGAUUAAGAUUCGAGAGAUACUUUUUCGCACUGUCCAUGUUUCUUUGGUAAAUUUUAGCAAAUUGAUUCUCUACGCGACUCGCUCACGACGCCAACGACUUCGUUUUUCGAAGGCUCUCGGUCGCCACCCCAAGCCGGCGUCGUCAGAAGCGACGAAUCUGACUGGGAACUUGUUUACAACUGA
Caenorhabditis auriculariae is the source of this 14784-nucleotide messenger RNA. The record is from the annotation of a GenBank genome assembly. NCBI's taxonomy places the organism in Eukaryota, Metazoa, Nematoda, Chromadorea, Rhabditida, Rhabditidae.